CCGACAAAAACCUGACAAAAAACACACAAAAUGACAAAAAUGAGAAACAAAGCAACAAAAACAUGACAUGAAUGACAAAAGUCACACAAAAACAUCAAAAACAAGCAAAAUAUUACAAAAAUGAGACACUAAACAACAAACAAAUUGACAAACAAAAAGAGACAAAAAUGACAAAAACUUUUACAAAACAGCAAAAAAAUGGAUAAACGACAAAAAACAGAAAACCAUGAAUAAAGCAAAAACACAGAAUGACAAAAAUAAAACAGUCGCUGUCACGUGGGGGUUUCCCUUAUAUCAGCUGAGCACCGGACCGUACCAUUAGCAGGGCGCGGGGGGGGGACAUCACAUUAAAGACUGGAUGUGGUAAAAUAAUUACGCCUAAGUGUAUCGAAACACGAUAAUUAUUAGAAACGUUUCUAAACAUAAAUCAAGAGGUUGCUGAAGUCUAAAGCUGCGGUUUUAGAGUCUUUCUGUGUCGUUCACACCCGCAGAUCGUAGACGCUUCCAAAUAUGGCGGCCGUUCCUGUCAGUGUGGAGUGAAACUUUGCUAUUUUUAGUCGGAUUUCCUCCAUUCUGUGAUAAAUUCUGCCAACUGCUGUCGUCUGUUUAUCACAGUAAGUGUUUUCUAGAUACACAGACGUUUGGUGGUCGUCGUCAGGACCGAGCGGCGUCGUUCUGAGCUCCGUUUUCGGUCAGUAAACCGUCGGGCUUUCCUGGAAGUUGACGGCGGCUGAGUGCCUGACAUUGCGAUCAUACCGACCGCUGCUGUCACUGGAUUCACCGCCGAACCGUCAGGUGGGACUGGACGAGUAGCUAGCUAGCUCCCCGGCCACAGGGCGUCGAAAACCACUCGGCUUGUUUCCACUGAGCUGGAUUCCGUGUGGGAAGGAAGGUCGGAGAUCCUGAGGACGUGUCACGUCAGCUGUCAGUGGAAAUAAGGAGGUGGUGUUGGAUGUCACCACCGCUCAGUGUCGCACCGAGUCUGGUUUGCUAGCCCCGUCCAUCCUGGCAAAUCAAAUGGAGAAGCUCCAGGAUCUCAGCCAAUCAGAGCUGCAGGAGCUGCUGGACAACCCGGAGAGGGUGGAGUCUAUGGCGCUGGAGUCCGAUGAGAUCCAGAACAUCCAGCUGGAGAGAGAGAUGGCGUUGGCGUCGAACCGCAGCCUGGCUGAGCAGAACCUGGACAUGAAGCCUCGUCUGGAGACACAGAAGGAGCUGCUGGUGGAGAGAUAUUCUCAGCUGGAAGCCGUCAGAGAAACCUACAGACAGCACAGCUCCCUGAGAGAUGGGAUGGUGGGACAGGCGUCUCCUCAGGCGUUGCUCUCCAGACUACAGACAGAGGGCAGCAAAACGGAGGCCGAGUCAGAGGCUCUAGCCGAUGAGUUUCUGGACGGGUCUCUGCCGCUGGACUCUUUCCUCGACCGUUUCCUCUCACUGCGCUCUCUUGCCCACAAAAGGCGUGUGCGGAUAGAGAAACUCCAGGAGAUCCUGCGACAGAGAAGCGAGAGCACUCCCACCGCCAUGACGUCAUCAGCAGGCGUCAUCAGCCAGGACGCCGCCUCCACGCCCUCGCCGUGGAAUCAGCACACGACGACGGCGUCCACCACCAAUCAGCAGCAGCCGAACUCCAAACCUGUGUCCUCCAGCUACCAGAACACCUCCCAUCCAGCCUCGUCGUCUGCCGGGCCGUCCUCCGGCCUGCCCUACAGCCCCUACCCCGUCUCCCCACCGAACCCUCCCCCUGUGGUGGUAGCAGCAGCCUCCAUCCCGGCCAAUCCGCCGUCACAGUUCCCUCCUUACCCAGGUUCAGGCUCGCCCUUCAACCCCACAGGGAGCUUCUCCGGCCCCAGGCCCGCCUUUGGGCCUCCGGCUUCAGCCGCCUGUCCUUACCCAGCUCAGCCCUCCUUCCCCGCCCCUCACGGAGGCUCGGCGUUCGGCCAGUACACCCCCAACCACCCCCAGAGCGGCCCUGCCCCCUACCCGGCCUCCUACAGCUACGGGGGCUACAGCUAUCCAGCAGGGCCCGCCUAUUCCAAUUCUCAGUCACCAACGGGGAGACCCAUCUACAGACCAGGAUAUGGAGUUCCACAGCAGUACUCCUGAAAGCACUAAAGCUCCUCUCUCAGUUCCUCUGAGCUCCCCUCUUUGCUGUUUCACCCUUUUCGCUUCCCUCCCUCAGCUCCACUCUCCUCGCCCUAACUUCUUCCUUUCUCCUGAUGCUCCCACACUCCAGAGGUCUCUUGCUUUACUUCUCUUUGUUGCACUAUUUCUCUCUUUCUCCAACGGUCUGUCCCUCUUUCCUGUCCCCCUCCAGCAUCGUCCUCACUCGCCCUCACUAGUCUCAGGUUGUUGCGUUGUGUUUAAGUGUUCAAACACUUUAUCCGGCCCUCCAUGCGCCCGCUCUUACCUCUCCUUUCAUUUCUAGUGUGUGUAUUGCUCUUUGGCAAUCAGAAAGUCCUUAUAAACACACAAGUGCACUCCCCUUUAUGACAAAUACGUGACGAAAAUCAGUCUUUGUAACACUACGUCAGUGUCAGAUAGCCGACUGAGCGAGUCCGUGUGGUGCACAGGGCUCCUGUUGGAAGGUUUGACUUUUAUCACUCACGGGCUCCAACAGAUGGAUUAAAAAUGGAAAAACGAAUGGCUGCCACAAAGUAGAACUCUUGUUUAAUGAUUAAUGUGCAUGAUUGUGGGGGUGUAUAACCGGUCGGCAGUGGGAAUCCAGAGUCACACUUUACUUUCUUUAACCUCAGAAGCUUCUGAUGGCGGCAGUGAUUCGCUCCUCUCCUCUGAUUUAAUCCUAACAGGAAGUUAGCUGCAGCUUUGUGUUAGCAUCAGUGUUUCACCACAAACCGGUGCAGUGAAGUUUGAUCUUCACAUUGAUCCACUUACUUUUAUGUUUGUAGUUUUCACAUUUUAAAAAAAACCUGCGUGGAAAUGCCAAAAAAUUUAGAAAAAUCUUGAAAUAUCGUAGAAGACAUUUUUAGACUUUGGUGUGGAAAAGUUCAUAAAAGCAAUAUGUGACCAAGUGCAAUAGAAACAGAUGGAAAGAACUCCUGAUGUUCAGCCGUGAAUGGAAACGGGAAUCUACUUGGAUUGUCUUGAACAAAUUUUCCCAAAAUUCGUAUAAAAUUUUCCCCUUCAUAUCUGGAACGCUAGCUGCUCACAGUAGCUGGAGCAUGCUAACGCACUAGCUAGCUGGGGUCCAGAGCUGUGAGUCUUUAGUUUGGGCCAUCUAUUCUUUAGUUCUCAGGAUUGUUCUUAAUUUAAUAAAGAGCUACUGAAGAGGGAAGAACAGGAAAGAAAAUGUGUGUUACCUAAUGGGACGAAGGUUUACGCUGUAACCCGGGGGUGUCAAAGUCAUUUUAGUUCAGCGGCCGGACCAGUUUUUAUUAUAUGAUCAAUACGACAAAAGUCAGAAAAAAAAACCCCAACAAAAACAAGACAUUGUGAAAACAAGACAAAACGACAAAAAAAUUGACAAACAAAACAAAAAAGAGGCCAAAAACUUGACAAAAAAGUUACAAAGCGACAAAAAAUGGACAAACGACGAAAACAAGACAAAAACACAAAAUGAGAAACAAAACGACAAAAACAUGAAGCAGACAACAGAAGUCAGACAAAAAAGCAACAAAAACACAAAAUAUUACAAAAAUGAAACAAAAUGACAAAAACACUGGACCGGACUAGUUUUAACUAUAUGAUCAAAACGACAAAAGUCAGAUAAAAAAAACAACAAAAACAAGUCAGUAAUAAACCACACUUUCCAGGCCCCCCUGUGGUUUAAGUCUCCAAAAUAUUCCACUGUUCUGAUUCUAAUGUCAGUGAACAUUUAAGGAAGCAGAACCAGAAACAUGAGUUUCCUCUUUGCUCUGGUUUUGGUCCUGAGCUGUUUACCGCUACGUGGAGCAUCGGCAGGAUUUACCAGAGUUUUCUUCACUGAAAACUGCCGUUGUCUUAACAUACUGUAGCACCGAGAGGAACAGCAGAACUUGCAAGUGAUUUUUUUGUGUGUGUGUGUGUGGAGUCAAUGCAGCAAGCAGCACCUUUUCCAUUACGCAUGGUUCUGUGAUGCUCUAAAAAUAGAGGUUGGUGCAGCUUGGAUGAGUCAUGAAGAGCUCUACCGAUGUGCAUCCCUACCGUAAGGUGUCUCUGUUUCUUUAUCAAGACCUUUUUACAUUUUUACAGAAUUUACUGCUGUCAGAAGCAGAUCUUUGGCAUGACUCAACUUAAACAGCUAAAGGAUGCAUUAAAUCGCGUAAACCAGGGGUGUCAAACUCAAUUAAAUUCCACUUUCAGCCCAAUUUGAUUUGCAGUGGACCGGACCAGCUUUACUGUAUGAUCAAAAUGACAAAGUCAGAUUAAGAAAGACAAAAUCCUGCGGAAAUGAGACACAAAAUGUCAAAAAAUUAGACAAACAAGUUACAGAGCAACAAAAAAAUGGACAAAUUACAAAAACGAGACAAAAAAUGGCACGCAAAACAAUGAAUAAAGCAAAACAAGAUGACAAAAAUAAGACAAAAACACAAGUGAGACGAAAAGGAAACAAAAAAUGACAAAACCAGACAAAAGUCCGACAAAAACCAAGAAAAACAAGACACAAAAUGACACAAAAUUAGACAAACGACACAAAACAAAUAUAAGGACAAAAAAUGAGAUAAAAAAAUUAGAGCCAAAAAAAAUGGACAAACGACAAAAAUUACACAAAUGACACAAGCGAAGCCAAAACUGACAAAGGUGAGAAGCAAACAAAGAAAUGGACAACACAAGUGAGACAAAAAACAAAAAACAGCAAAAACAUGACACAAACAACAAAAAUCUGACAAAAUAAGGACAAAAAAACAGCAAAAACAGACAAAAUAUUACAAAAAUGAGACAAAAGAACAAUGAACAAUCUAGUAUUUUACUUUCUGAUCCAAACAACUUGUCAUGGUCUAGAAAUGAUUUUAAAUUUAUAGUUUUACUAAUUUACAAUUUUUAGACUUUGAGGGCCGGAUUGGACCCUCUGGAGGACCACUUUUGGACCACGGGCCUCAUGUUGGAUACCCCUGGUGUGAACAAACGUAACCUAAUCACCGUACCAGAACUGAAGUGCUUCGGCCUUAAGAUACUUUCCCCUUUCCGAUCUCUGGGCUGCCGGCAUGUUUGGGGAGCUAACGGGGAUUGGACCAUUUCCAGCGCUAAGAACAGGAAACAGGAAAUGUUUUUUAGCUGGUUAGAAGCAUUCAAUGUGAGAUGUAAACGGUCUAAUGAAGGUUUAGAGGAGUUCUUUGGUCAAACCCUACCUGAAGACACUGAUGCUUGCCCAAACCUUCGCCGUUCACACGCUAAGUUGAACACAAACAUGUUAGACAUUUGUCCACUGCAUUCUUCUUGUCCUCCAGAAAAUCAUCCCUUCUUCCCCUUCCUCCCAUCCAUCCCUCUCUUCUGUCCAUCCCUGCUCGUUGAGCACGAACUGACGCCCGACAGCGACGAUCCCAGAGGAAAACGGUUUGACUUCCCUUCCAUUCGCGCCAUGAGUAAGAAUAAGUGUGGCAUGUGUAGUUUAAUGGAGUGAACGUAUCAAGGCUGGCCAUCAGUUUUGUGGAAAUUCAAUCACAGUUUAAAUAAAAAUGCAGCUGCAGUGAUGUGAGAUUCGUAAAUAAUCCUUUCUAAAUUUGUAUUCCGCUGUGGAAGACCCUCCGAACUAAACAUGGAAGUUGAAUAUUUUAACAUUUCCUCCAGUUUCUUCAACAUUUUCACCAAACAACGAUCCCUUCACGUUGAAACUUUCUCCUCCUGGUGCUCUCAUAUUGUCACAGAUGAGUUUCCAAACGUCAAUAUUUCCUUUGUCAGUCAGAUGAGAUGUGAAAUGACUGCCUUUGGAACACUGUACUGCUGUUAAGACUUCAGUGUUUUCUAGUCUCCCUAGAAACCAAACAGGGAAUCACUGGAAAGGUGGUUAUUUUGUGAUAGGUCGAUAAAAAGCGUACGGUAAUGGAUUGCAUGUCAGGGACUUAAACACAGAAUCUUUAGUUUUUUCCAGAGUUAGUUUUACCCAACAAGGCUGUAGUUUUACCCAGAGCUCUUAUGCCAGGUUCAGACUACAUGAUGUCAGCGUCUCCUCACAGAUUCAGGGCGUAAAAUGGAGUCUGAGCGUGACUACUGGUACUUCUAUCCCAUGUUGUUCAUCAUAGUUAGCGGCUACCAAAGUUUACAAGGAUGCUGCAUCUCUCUUGAAGGUCACUGGUGUCUUUUAUUUCUGUUUUCAUUAAUGUCCCAGGAUCGUCUCUGGCUAACUGUGGUCCCUCUGCUAAGCUAGCCGGUGGUCGUUUCGGAAAUGAUUGCUGCUUCAUUCCGACGCUGAUGGAAAGUUUUGACGUUUUCUAGGUAAACCAAUUUUUGUGGUUAAGUAGGUUCCCUGACAAGAAGUUUACAUUGUUUUUGAUGAUGAUCGCUGUAGCUAGUUCCUGUUGGCUUCAGUGGGUUUACUGGGAGAUGAAUGAGAGGUACUACCCUACUUUUUGUAGUUGGAAGGUUCUUGCUCCAAACAGAACCAUCAGCACUGCUCUUACGCUGCUUCAGACCAACCAAAAGAUGGUAUCACACAUUAAUACGUCUAUUUAUUUACACUGUCUGGGAUUAUAGUGGAUGAGAACAAGUGCUCCAUCUCUGCUUACAACGUCCCAGUGACAACCUCACACUCCUACAUUCUUUCUGUGAUGUUGACUAAUGGGACCGCAGAAAGCUUGGUGACCGUCCAGACAGGCUGAAGGACAGACGACCCAUACUGUCCUCUUCCUGUAGGCCACAGGCAGGGCCACAGUCACUCUUUUUGUCUUCAGUUUACGCUUUAGACAUCCAGUAAUCCACUAGAAACCCAAUAAAUCCAAAGUUACCUUUGGAGAAAGCAGCUGACCACAGCUUCCAGAUGUUCCUGAUUCCUUCAUCUUGAUGGCAUCACUAAGCUCACGGUUAGGGUGGAGAUUGUCAUGACUCUCAGCCUAAUCUGACUCCAAUAUCAUGUAGUCUGAGCCGGGCAUUGUUAUAGCCUCAACAUGGUUGUUCAUUUUCUGAAUCAUUGCUAAAAGAUGGCAGAUGUUGCUGAACUGAGGUAUGUCCCAAAAGAAAUGAUUUCCACAGAAGAGCCUCCAGACAUCAUGUGACUGGGACGGCAAACAUGAAAAUAUUGUUUGAACAAUGGGGAUAGUUUUCCAGAAUAGAGCUGUAUUUCGCAGAAAAUGGCUUUUAAUCAGUGGCCUGAUCUGUCUGGAAUAAAACAAUCACAUCAACAGAAGUGUAGAAGGAAGAAUAGUUGACUGUCUUUGUAUGUUCCCAGCUACAGACCCUGACAUCAGUUAUUGUGGACAGAAGUCAAUUAACAUCUUCUAGUGAGGCAUCCCUGAAGCUUGAAGGGAUCAAAUGUCCAGUGGCUGGUUGGAUUGGAUUUUUCCCAACUGUCAUCUUUCUCACAUUAAUACAAACAUAAAUACAUAAUGUCUAUAAUCUUUGGCCAGCUUUAAGUACGUCAUCUCAUUGUGUCCUCUUCUGCAAUGGUUUUAUUGAACAGAUGAGGAAAUGUGUGACACCUGUUUAGCUUCAUCAACCAACCAACUCCUAAUAUUGGCUAAAAUGGCAGAGAAUUAAGAGAAGAGUUGAUUCACUUUGUAAGUUGUUGAUUUUCUUGAAAUUCAGGUCACGUUUGCAUUCCACUUGGAGGGAUUCGAAAUCAGAUCUGUGUUUUAUGAAAAGCAGAGAUGUCUAGAAACAGGAAUAAAUGAUUGACUCACCAUUAUAAAUGGUUUCUAAAGGGCUGCCUUACUAGAACUCGUUUCUCUACAACACCCAACCACAGACUCUUUGUCCCUGUAGGGCCUGUGAUUGGUCAGCCUGGAGUUAGAGCUCAGUGCCACAGACGUCCACACGGGGGCGCUAGACUGACACACUCUGGGUUUGAAGGGUUAAUAAGACCUGCUGACAUUUUAAUGUCCUACUCUUUAGUUCUGUAUCACCAGUGGUGUAGUCGAGUCUUUCCUUCUACUGACCGUAUAAAAGAGAGUUUCCUGAUGGUUUCAGUUGAGCGUUGAGCCGAUCCAACCAGACAGCUUCCCUUCAAACGGAGAUGCUGAAAGAUUCUGUGAAUGACGAGCUUUUAAGUCCCAACUCAGACACGGCACAGAGAGGAUGGCAGUAAUAAUAAUAGUCUUACAGUGUUUUAGAAGAAGCACAAGGGAGAUGUCUUAAUAGAGACUAGCAUUAAUAUUAUUCAGAGGGAAAUAACUUGUAGAUGGAUUUAUCUGUUCUGAUGGUGAGGAAUUGUAUAAGAAUACUGAUGACUGUAGAUUGUUAAAUAUUUUUUUCUUUCUCUUUUUUUUGGGUUGUGAAUAAUUAAACUGAUGCUGAUUUAAAAUCAAA
Messenger RNA from Acanthochromis polyacanthus (spiny chromis), 8391 nucleotides. It is a transcript of the gene vps37c, whose product is annotated as VPS37C subunit of ESCRT-I. Gene Ontology annotation, cellular component: ESCRT I complex. NCBI's taxonomy places the organism in Eukaryota, Metazoa, Chordata, Actinopteri, Pomacentridae. Gene Ontology annotation, biological process: ubiquitin-dependent protein catabolic process via the multivesicular body sorting pathway; protein targeting to vacuole; protein targeting to membrane. The transcript has 5 exons. The coding region runs from base 1018 to 2100 and encodes 360 amino acids. The record is from RefSeq and is a predicted model, not a curated record.